This is a messenger RNA of Lactuca virosa, 1980 nucleotides long. The record is from the annotation of a GenBank genome assembly. NCBI's taxonomy places the organism in Eukaryota, Viridiplantae, Streptophyta, Magnoliopsida, Asterales, Asteraceae.
AUGGGAGUAGAGUUGGAUGAUGAUUUGAGCAAUAUUAAAUCCAGAGUAUAUACAUUUCGGGCGAACGGAGCAAUAUAUCACAUAAUUGAUCAGUUAGUACCGAGGGAUGGAUUACCUAGGUACUUACAGUUAUAUUUCUAUGAUUCCGAAACCGACUUUACACAUAGACUUCAAUGGCCAAAUAUUGAUCGAAAGAUCAUUCAAGUGUUGGUGGGCGUUCUUUUAACAAACCCGUAUGCUACAACAUUUCGAAGCCUUCGUGAGCUAGGACCUGUCGAUAACUAUAGAGUCACUUUGAACGCAUCAGUAGAACUUGACCAAAGGGUAUACAAUCGGCCGACCACAUCUGAGGUUGCUGGUAUUUGGGUAGAAGGUAAUGACAACAUAACAACAUAUAAAAGAAGCAUUGUUGUAUAUGGGAGAUCUGACUAUAGUACACAAAUCCAACCUUACGAAGGUUGUUAUGAUCCUUUGUCUUAUCCAUUGUUCUUUCCUAAUGGUGAGUCUGGUUGGCAUGCAAAAAUAGCAACGGAUGGGGUGUCCAUCAAUGAAGUUAUGGGUAAUGAAGAAAAUAUUGUGGAUGAUUUAGAAGGGGCUAAGUCAAAGAAGGGUAGGAAUACCGUAACAAUGCGUGAGUACUACUGUUACAAAUUCCAGUUUCGUUCAUCUAAAAAAUUAAUUCUAUUGGGAAGAAGAUUGCUACAACAAUUUGUGGUAGAUAUCUACAUAAAGAUCGAGACUUCACGCUUGCUUUUUUGUAAGCUAAACCAAAAGAAGAUAAGAUCUGACCUUUACCAAGGAAUUGUUGACUGUGUCAAUGCCGGUGAAGUUGAACCAAGUAGAGUCGGUCAACGGAUAGUCUUACCUGCAUAUUUCAUAGGUGGACCACGUGACAUGCGACGAAGGUUCCUAGAUGCAAUGACGUUAGUUCAAGAUGACGGAAAGCCUGAUAUAUUCCUUACAGUAACAUGCAAUCCAAACUGGCCAGAAAUUGUUGAUGAUUUGAAACCCGGGCAAAGUGCACAAGAUCGACCAGACCUUGUAUCAAGAGUGUUUCGUGCAAAAUUAGAGGAUCUAAAGGACCAACUUCUAAAGCACCAUAUCUUGGGUGUGGUUCGAGCAUAUGUUUAUGUGGUGGAGUUUCAAAAGCGUUGUUUGCCACAUGCACAUUUCCUCUUGAUAAUGAGACCAGAACACAAGAUGACAAAUGUUGACCAUUAUGACAAAAUGGUGUGUGCUGAAUUUCCCGAUCCGAAAAAGUAUCCCAAAAUGCACGAAAUUGUUGUGAAGCAUAUGAUGCACGGUCCUUGUGGUCAUUUACGAGAAACCAGUCCAUGUAUGCAAGGAGAGCCAAAACAAUGUCGGUGGAGAUAUCCUAGACAAUUUAAUGAAGCGAUGACACAAGGAGAAGACUCAUAUCCAUUAUAUAGGAGGAGAAACAAUGGGAUAGAGGUCAACGUACGAGGAAAUACACUUGAUAACAGAUGGGUGGUACCAUAUAACCCGAAGUUGUUAAUGAUGUUUAAUUGCCACAUGAAUGUCGAGGUUUGCUCGAGCAUAAAAUCUGUGAAAUAUGCUUUUAAAUAUGUUUACAAGGGACAUGACAAACAAGUUGUCCACAUUGAUCAAGAUGGAGCGGAACCCAUCAUCAAUGAGAUCAAAAGAUAUCAAGAUGCACGUUACGUCUCACCCCCUGAGGAAAUAUGGAGGAUUUUUAACUUUGCGCUUUCUCAAAUCCACCCUUUCGUCAUGUCUUUGCAUCUUCAUCUCCCGAACCAACAAUUGGUUAGAUUCUCAGAUAAUGAUUCAAUGAUUGAUAUUGUGGACAGGGAGAAAGAUAAGAGUUUAAUGUUGACCGUAUUUUUUGACAUGAAUAAAAUGGAUGAGAUUGCGAGGCAAUAUCUAUAUAAAGAAUUCCCAAGAUACUUUACAUGGAAUGCAACCAAACGUUGUUGGAACCAAAGGAAAAAAGAGCAAUGA